Messenger RNA from Macrobrachium nipponense, 968 nucleotides. Its product is annotated as acid-sensing ion channel 3-like. The transcript has 8 exons. The record is from RefSeq and is a predicted model, not a curated record. The coding region runs from base 61 to 873 and encodes 270 amino acids. Lineage: Eukaryota; Metazoa; Arthropoda; Malacostraca; Decapoda; Palaemonidae. Gene Ontology annotation, cellular component: plasma membrane. Gene Ontology annotation, molecular function: ligand-gated sodium channel activity. Gene Ontology annotation, biological process: sodium ion transmembrane transport.
UUCUUCGGUCGGAACCAGACCUGCGGUUCCCAAGGGCGGUUCGUCCCGGUUCUGACGAUAAUGGGUCUCUGCUAUAAAUUCGUUCUCAACAACAAAAUAUCGAACUCGGGUUACUUCAACAACUUCCACGCGAGGCUCCACAACCCGAAGUCACACCGAGAGGAGCGGGGAUGGAAGGUCUUCCUAGGAGGCCAGCGAGGUGACCCCGUUAUCAGAGUCACCACUAACGCCAUGACCAUACGCCCCGGCUGGGAGCCGGACAUCCAAGUUUUAGUGAAGGAGUUCAAGACCCUGCCAACAAAAGCCGACCCAUGCGCCAGCGACUCGGAAUACUCACAACUGGACUGCGAACUGGAGAGCUUCCAGGAGGUUCUGGAAGCCAAGGGAGGAUGCUGGCUGCCCUUCAUGACGGAGCAGAGCCUUCAGACGAUGCCCAAAUGCCUCACUGCCCAAGACUAUAACAGCAGCCUGAGACUCGCUGACCAACUCCUGUUUUAUGGGAACUGGACCAAAGAUGGCUGCAGUUGCAUGAGUGCCUGUGACGACGUAACCUACGAGGCUUUUACUGAUUCCAGGGUAGACAAUACCUCUACAACGACGAGAGUCAGGAUCUUCUACAACGAUCUCACAUACGAAGCGGUUCACGAAGACUGGGCCUACAAAAUUAUAUCUUUCAUGUGUGAUGUUGGUGGCUCCCUCGGUCUACUGCUGGGCGCAAGUGUACUGACCUUCAUCGAGAUCCUUGAAUGUGUCAUCGUUUAUUGUUCUCAGUCUUGCUGUAGCAAGAAAACCAAGGCCUUAAGUAACACUGGCCAUCGAUCCUCAAGCGUCAAAAGUGGCCAAAUAAACCCAUCAAACCCAAUAAAUUAUUGACUCACGAGGCUGGGGAAACAAGGGUCAGACUGGGCAGACGAAAACCAGGAGGAUGAUGAUGUGGACGUCCCUCCCGUCUCCUCAUCUUGUACCCC